Eleginops maclovinus (Patagonian blennie) is the source of this 768-nucleotide messenger RNA. RefSeq names its product sarcolipin. The transcript has a single exon. NCBI's taxonomy places the organism in Eukaryota, Metazoa, Chordata, Actinopteri, Perciformes, Eleginopidae. The record is from RefSeq and is a predicted model, not a curated record. Gene Ontology annotation, molecular function: enzyme regulator activity. Gene Ontology annotation, cellular component: membrane. The coding region runs from base 94 to 189 and encodes 31 amino acids.
AGGACCAGCCAAACCUUUGUAAAAUCUUCCAACACAUCUGCAUCCUUCCUUCUUGUCUCCUUCUUUCCUCCCAUCCUCGGGUGUCAUACCACCAUGGAUCGCUCAGUACAGGAGCUGUUUCUCAACUUCACCAUUGUCUUAAUCACUGUGCUGCUGAUGUGGCUGCUGGUGAAAACUUACCAAGAUUAAACCAUGGAGCAACAACAGACGAGAUGACCGAGGUGCCAGAUGAGUCUGAGUGAUAUGAGGAAAACAUCGUUUUAUCGUAGGACUUUGCUGCUAAGUGAUUCAUGUUCAGACAGUGUUUACAUCUUUUAAUUAUUUUAAUCUGAUCAGGUCCAGAGCUGCAGUUCUCAUUAGACUCCUAUAACCAUGUGCUUAUUACAGAUAGGGCCGAUUAUCAAUGACAAUUUCAAAGUCAACUGAUAAGUGUAUUUAUUCUGAAACAUUUUUGAAUGUGACCUUGAUUUUCUGAAGGUCAGAGGAGAAGUUACAGAAAACAUGGGAGAGUGAUUCAAAAUAAAAGAACAGGGGUUUGCUGCUCUAUUUUUAAAGAGAUGGCUGUAAUCCCUCUAACAGUGGUGUACAUGCAUGUCACUGUGCCAUUAAUGUGCCCUUUGAAACAUAAAACCAUGCAGUCUUGUUUUUACGAGUGAUGAUGAAUGCAUCACAUGUAGACACUGUAUCUACUAACACUUCAACUCAGUUAAUAAAGCAUUAUGUUUAUAUUCGCUCCUUGCUAAUAAAACAUUAUUUGAUUUGUUUGAU